AUGGUUACCUCUCAAUGGCUAUGUGUCAUAAUAGCAGCUAUUGCUAUGAUUAACAUUGCAGCUGGAAACUGUCCUGAUGACACGCCACCUUCCUCAUCUCCUUUCCCUACUCCAUUACCUUCUGCUAUUCCAUUUCCUUCUGCUACUCCAUUACCUUCCUCUACUCCAUCUCCAACUCCACUGGUUGUACCUACUGAAUUCCUUUCCUCUCCAAACACAUCAGUCAAUGCUCCACCAGUUUGUGUGAUGCCGCCAGACUGCAAAGCAUGGCAAGAGUUAGGGAUCAAUCAGAGUGGAGUCUAUCCAGUAAAACCAAAUGGAGGAGAAGCUUUUCAGGUAUACUGUGAUAUGGAGACUGAUGGUGGUGGGUGGACUGUAUUUCAGAGGAGAAAAGAUGGAUCUGUUGCUUUCAAUAGGAACUGGGCUGACUAUGAGAAAGGUUUCGGUAACCUCACUGGGGAAUUCUGGCUAGGACUGAGCAAAAUACACCGCAUCACUCAAGGAGAGACAAAAUACUUUACGAGUGGACAUUGGAGAUUUUGAUGGUCGCAUAGGUUAUGCUAAG
This is a messenger RNA of Amphimedon queenslandica, 565 nucleotides long. RefSeq names its product angiopoietin-related protein 3-like. The transcript has 3 exons. The record is from RefSeq and is a predicted model, not a curated record. Lineage: Eukaryota; Metazoa; Porifera; Demospongiae; Haplosclerida; Niphatidae. The coding region runs from base 1 to 543 and encodes 180 amino acids.